Molecule: messenger RNA, 2561 nt
Organism: Thalassophryne amazonica
Lineage: Eukaryota; Metazoa; Chordata; Actinopteri; Batrachoidiformes; Batrachoididae
Gene: anapc7
Product: anaphase promoting complex subunit 7
Biological process (GO): cell division
Molecular function (GO): protein binding
Source: RefSeq, a predicted model, not a curated record
AAAAUGUUAUUCGGCGCCAUAUUUAAUACUUCACAAGCUAGCUAGUUAGCUGUUGACAAGUUAGUCUUUUUACUUCAGACGUUAAAAAUAAAGCCAGCAUUCUGUGAAAAUGAAUGUAAUAGACCACGUUCGGGACAUGGCAGCCGCGGGGCUUCAUUCUAAUGUCCGGAUACUGAGCAGUUUGUUGCUAACGAUGAGUAACAACAAUCCAGAGUUAUUCUCUCCGGCCCAGAAGUACCAGCUGUUGGUUUAUCAUGCUGAUGCCAUCUUCCACGAUAAGGAAUAUCGUAAUGCUGCCUGCAAAUACAGUAUGGCACUGCAACAGAAGAAGGUCCUCAGCAAAACAUCUAAAGUUCGAAGUGCUACUGGUGGAGAUGCAUCAAACGUACAGAGUUUGCCUUCAGAGAUUGAAGUGAAGUACAAGAUAGCUGAAUGUUACACCAUUUUGAAAUUGGACAAAGAUGCCAUUGCAGUGCUGGAUGGGAUUCCUUCCAGACAGAGGACACCAAAAAUCAACAUGAUGCUGGCUAACCUGUACAAGAAGGCCGGUCAGGAGCGAUCUGCUGUGACCAGUUACAAGGAGGUCCUCAGACAAUGUCCCCUCGCUCUGGAUGCCAUCAUUGGUCUCCUCUCUCUAUCAGUAAAAGGAGCUGAAGUGGCAUCCAUGACUAUGGAUGUGAUCCAGAGUAUUCCCAACCUGGACUGGCUGUCAGUUUGGAUCAAAGCUUAUGCCUUUAUACAUGCCGGGGACAAUCAGAGGGCCAUCAACACCAUUUGCUCUCUGGAGAAGAAGUCCCUGCUGCGGGACAACGUGGACCUCCUGGUGAGCCUGGCAGAUGUUUACUUCAAGGCAGGUGACACCAAGAACGCGAUCCUCAAAUUUGAACAAGCCCAGAUGUUGGACCCAUACCUCAUCAAAGGUAUGGAUGUGUAUGGUUACUUGAUGGCCCGUGAGGGACACCUGGAGGAUGUGGAGGUUCUGGGAGGACGACUUUUUAAUAUCUCAGACCAGCAUGCUGAACCCUGGGUGAUCUCUGGUUGUCAUAGCUUUUAUAGCAAGCGUUACUCGCGAGCCCUGUACCUCGGCGCCAAGGCAAUCCAACUGAACAGCAACAGUGUGCAGGCCCUCCUCCUGAAGGGGGCAGCGCUGAGAAACAUGGGCCGUGUUCAAGAGGCCAUCAUCCAUUUCAGAGAGGCCAUGCGAUUGGCUCCCUGCCGGCUGGACUGCUAUGAAGGUCUGAUUGACUGUUACCUGGCAUCCAAUGGAAUUCGGGAGGCCAUGGGGAUGGCUAAUAAUAUCUAUAAGACUCUGGGAGCCAAUGCCCAAACUCUCACCAUCCUCGCCACAGUGUGUUUGGAAGACCCCGUUACUCAGGAGAAAGCUAAAACCCUGCUGGACAAAGCUCUGGCCCAGAGACCCGACUACACCAAGGCUGUGGUUAAAAAGGCGGAGCUACUAAGCAGGGAACAGAAAUAUGAAGAAGGGAUUGCUCUUCUCCGGGGCGCUCUGGCCAGUCAGAGUGAUUGCAUCUUGCACAGAAUGCUGGGAGAUUUCCUGGUGGCUGUCAAUGAUUACCAAGAAGCUAUGGAUCAGUACAGCAUCGCACUCAGCCUGGAUCCGAAUGACCAGAAGUCUCUGGAAGGCAUGCAGAAGAUGGAGAAGGAGGAGAGCCCGACGGACGCCACGGUGGAGCUGGACGGCGAUGACAUGGAAGGUAGCGGUGAGGAUGGAGACCUGGAGGGCAGCGACAGUGAAGCGGCCCAGUGGGGUGAUCAGGAGCAGUGGUACGGAUGCAGUGAGCACCAGAACUGGAGGACGCACAGUCGGUAACUCUUUCUACUGCACUGCAGCCUUCACAUGCCAGUGGUGUUGGUGCCCCUACUGGUCAGACAGCUCCUGAGCUUUUGCACACAGUGCAACUGAAAACUCAGAGGCCUCGUUCACAGCUUUUGUUGAACUGAUUCCCAGGUGAGCAGUGCAGCUGCAGAAGGUUCAGUACAUCACGCACGACUCCAGGUAUUUUCCACCUACAUGCCAUUUUCACAUCAUUUUAACACUGUAACACUUACUCUGAAGUCAGUUUCAUAAAAUCAUCACACACAAUGCACUUUUUUUUUUUCCUUUUUCAUUCUGUAGUGGCACAUUUGGAAAAAACAUUCAAUUAAUCCCUUUUUUGUUUUUCUGAUAUACUAUUGUCUGUUGUUUUGUUUCAUCUGUUCCACGUCUGUGGCUGUUGUACUAAAUGUAUCACAGCUCGUUCGUGCUCGCUCUCUCUCUCAAAUUAGAUUAAUAUUUAUGGUUUUGGAUUGUUGAUGAGCUCAAUCGAGUGGUGUCACUUUGGACUUGGGAAAUUGAGCUUUUUUUCUUUUACUGUUUUCUAACAUUUUUACAAAAAGGAUGAAUAAUUUGUUAAAAAAUGUUGAGAUAAUUAAAGUCAUUGUUAUUUGCAGCCUUAAAUAUAUUAAUUACAAAUGCGUCAUUGUACGAACAACAAAGAUUUGCUUUGUGUCUAAUUGUGUGCAGCAGAACAGAUGGAUGCUUGCGGAUAGACGCGGGAAAA